AUGGAGGAGCAGCAGCAGCAGGACCAGUUGCAACAGCUGCUGGCGUGCUUCGAAGUUCGCGAUGGCGUGAUCAUCUCCAACGUGGACCACUUGGGCAAGACUGAGCUUUGCGAGGUGCACCGCUAUGCCAUCAAGGCAGCGUUCAGCGUCGACAAGACGCUGUUGGACUGCGUGUGGAACUCCAAGGACGUGGAACAGCCCUACGUGGAGCUGGACGUGCUUCCAGGGCAGCACGGUUGUCUGGACCCUGCGCGGGGCGCCUGCAUGGUGGGAGCCGGCAACUUCAAGCUGCGAAAGCGCUGCUGGGCCUUCACGCUGUGCGUCGCGGCGGGGGCCCACGGCCGCGUGACGCCUGAGAAGCUGAGCCGCGCGUGCGGCCCGGUGGUGGCAAAGCUGGCCCAGCGACUGAUGGUUCCGGCGGAGGCAGAGACCAGUGGAAACACAGAGCGGCCAUGCCCUAGCGGACACGCGGAGGUGGACGCUGCACCCCCCCGACCCAUGCCAGAUGCUGCCCGGAAGGAGGUGCAGGAUCGGGAGCGCUCCCGAUCUCGGAGGCGGGAGCGCGAUUUGAUUGCGGACAUGGAGAAGAAGCUCGCCGAGUUGCGCAAAGAGGCUCACGACCUCACUUUUUCGCGGGACCUUGCAGUAUGCGCCCAACAGUUCGCCGAGGAGGGCAAGGCGCGGGCCCUGGAAGACUUGGGCAAGGCAAAGAAGGAAGUGCUGGAAGCUCAGGCGGAAGCCUGGCGGCUGCGAAAGCAGCUUGAAGAGAAUCAGGCGAAGAUGGAGGGCUUGGAGACAAAGAGGCAGCAGGCCUUGAGCCACGCCGAGAGCCUCUGGCUUUUGCUGGGGGGCUGCAAGGAGGAGACGAUGGGGCAGGUCGAGACGCCCGAGGCCAUCAACCUCUGA
Messenger RNA from Effrenium voratum, 906 nucleotides. The record is from the annotation of a GenBank genome assembly. Lineage: Eukaryota; Dinophyceae; Suessiales; Symbiodiniaceae.